UGUUUAGGGCAAGGCAGUGGAUCGAUCGCUUCGGCGUGGCGCAAGGGUAAUGCAGGGGCUGGAGCCGAUCCAGAGGCUGGUUCUCACCGAUCUCACAUCGGCAGAGCUCGAUCCAGCGAGAAUGGCCGAAUCUCCAGCUGAAGCCGACGGAUUGAAAGAUUCUGUGCCGUCGAGCAGCUCCCAGGGAUCGGGAGGCUCUGGCGCCGGCAGAGGAGGCACGCUGCGGUGGAUCUGGAGCGGCCUUGUGGGGAUCUUGUUUGGCCGCAGGAACAUUGAUUUUGAGAAGAGGCUGCGGCAUCUGUCCAAGGAGGAGGUCACUGUGCACAGCCGCUUGAAGAGGAGGACGCAUACGUGGAGAAGGGUCGCGCGAGCUAUAGUUCUUUACUCGGUGCUCAUCGAGGUUCUAGCGCUAGGAUUUGCAUUGGUUUCCACCCGGUCGCUUGACAUUCCUUGGAAGCUGAGAGCUAUUAGAGUGUUCCCAGUUUUCGCAGUCCCUGCUAUAGCGGCUCUGCUAUACACAGCAUGCUCGCGCUACUUCCAUAUGAGAGAGCGUAAGGAUCAGCGAACUCUAGAGAAACUGCGGGCUGAAAGGCAGGCGAGGAUAGACGAGCUGAAACAGAGAACGAAUUACUAUGCUACUCAAGAGCUUAUCCAAAGAUAUGAUCUAGAUCCCACGGCCAAGGCGGCUGCCGCAAGCGUUCUGGCGGCCAAGCUCGGAGCCGAAUCGGGCUUGAAUGUGGCGUUCAAAUCGUCAGAAGGCGCUGACAGUUCGAACGCCACUACUUCAGCGAACGGUGGGAAAACCCGCAGCCCCGAAACCAGCUCCGGUUUGAGGCAGCGCAAAGGAUCACAGGCUCAAACCAAAGAGCCCCUCGACACUCAAGGAUUUCUCAAGGCUCUUGAGGACGAAGUGAAGGGAGAGAGGGAAACGGAGGCUCUGGACCGCGACGCCGCCAUGGAUCGGGCUAGAGGUCGGAUGGGUGGUGGCUUCGCAGCAGCAGCAGCAGCAGGAGGAGGAGGAGGAGGAAUAGGCUGGCUGGCCCGCAUCGCAGCCAUGCUUGUUGGAGAGGAUCCUUCCCAGUGCUACGCUCUCAUCUGCAAGAACUGCCAUAUGCACAACGGACUAGCUCCGAAAGAAGAGUUCCAGUACGUGACGUACAUUUGCCCACACUGCCGGGCCUUGAAUGGAGGCCGGCAAUUGCAAAGCGGCGAGAACGAUGAGACACAGCGGCAGCACGAAAACCAGGCGGCGGCGGUAGCGGCGGUGGCAGCAGCAGCGGCGGCGGCGAGCUCGUCCUUCACGUCCAAAGAUUCCAAGCAGGAAAGCCGCAGCUCCAUGGUUACAGCAGCGCAGGAUCACGAGCCAGAUAUUUCUGAUAGCUAGAGCUCUCUAAAGAAGCUUUUGAGCAAAAGUUUGGAUGUGGAUACCAAAGAUUUUUUCAAGUAUAAUCUCUCAUUGAAGAUCUUGUCGUA
Messenger RNA from Selaginella moellendorffii, 1473 nucleotides. RefSeq lists its product as uncharacterized. The transcript is spliced from 5 exons. Lineage: Eukaryota; Viridiplantae; Streptophyta; Lycopodiopsida; Selaginellales; Selaginellaceae. Gene Ontology annotation, cellular component: endoplasmic reticulum tubular network. Gene Ontology annotation, biological process: endoplasmic reticulum tubular network organization. Bases 50 to 1384 code for a protein of 444 amino acids. The record is from RefSeq and is a predicted model, not a curated record.